ACGAGAACCGCUGGAUCCGCAGCAUUUUUUUUAGCGAGCUCUCUUGCUUUGCCUGUCUCAACUAAGUCAGGAUAUUCGUAUAAGAUUAGGCUUCAGUGGAGUGUGAUGGAUGAAAAGCGCAGAGCAUCCUGUCAGUAUGGGUCCCUGGAAUGCACGAAAUGGAAAACAGAUGUGGACCAAACAGAGGCAGAUGUGGUCUCAAUGGCAGACUCUACUAUCACAGUGGGAGACAUAGAGGGGGAACUCUAUAAGAUUGAACGGAUCAGAGACAUUUUGAUCAGGAGGGAAUCUGAGCUCAGAUACAUGAUGGAUGAUAUCCAGUUAUGUAAAGAAAUUACAAGACUGAAGAAAGAGCUUCAAAAGCUUUUGUCUAUCCCAGAUAAUGACAAGUCUAACGAAGACAAACAGAAGGAGGAAGAGCUUCUGAAACAGAUUCAUAAAUUAGUGGAGGCCAGAGACUUCUUAGUAGAUGACGUGGAGUUUGAGCGUCUCAGGGAACGGGAGGAGGACAAAGAGAUGGCUGAAUUUCUCAAGUCCAAACUACCGAAAAGCUCUCAAACCAAGAGUGUUGCCCGCAGUGGGAGAAGGCCGCCCAGAGCCCAGCAGACUACUCCCUUUGUAACCAAGACAGGCCUCACUUUGCUGAAAGAGUGCUGUGGAUUCACCUGCUCUAUAAUGUAAAAGACACACUUUCAGCAGUGACAGCAGGAACACAAUGCAAUUCUGGAACCUUGGAUGAGGAUGACCUUUUAAUGACACCAGGAGACUCAAAGAAUAUGAUGCGAACCAAAGCUAAAGGUUUCUGAAAGACAAAGCUAUGAAGUUGUCCGUUUAGGAAUAACAGUUUAAGAACACUCUUAUAUUGUUUCGCAUUCUUUCAUAUUUUUCCGCACCCAUUUGCUCGCUUUCUACCCAACUCUCAUUUUUCUUUGAAAAAUCCUGUUUCUUUGUAUUACAGAGACCAUUUUGUGCCCUCUCAAGGGUCCUGCUGUCAGCAGCUCAGCUGGCUUGCUGUCAUUCCCUACCCUUAUCUUGUCCCUCAUGAGACAUUGCUACAGCACUGCAGUACCUGUGACUUCAUCAUCCAUAAAUGCUCAAGUUUCAGUAGAGGUUCCAUUUAGACUGCUGUUUCUUAGCCAAGCCAGGCUCAUUGGAAAUAUGUGCCUGUGGCAACAUUUAUGCGAAAUAACAUUAUGUUGCUUCUUGCAUUUUUUCACAACCCAUUGAAAGUCAAAUUUUCCAGUGAGUGGCGCUAACUGGACGUUCAGUUUUAUCCGAAACAGAUGAACAUGAAUCUGGCGCAGUUUUAUUAUAUUGUUUUUUAUACAUAUGGUGGCAGUUUGGAAAUUAAAUUUCGGUGAGUGGCAUUAAAAUGUUCUAUCAUAUGUGCAAAUAACGUACCACCUAUACUAAUCCCUACCCUAAAUUUAACCGAUAGUGUUAAAGGGGUCAUAUGAUGCUUUUUUAAAGAUCAUUAU
This is a messenger RNA of Sinocyclocheilus rhinocerous, 1478 nucleotides long. RefSeq lists its product as uncharacterized. NCBI's taxonomy places the organism in Eukaryota, Metazoa, Chordata, Actinopteri, Cypriniformes, Cyprinidae. The record is from RefSeq and is a predicted model, not a curated record. The coding region runs from base 106 to 681 and encodes 191 amino acids. The transcript has 6 exons.